AUGAGCGUUGUUGGUGUUGAUUUUGGUACGCUCAAUACGGUCAUCGCCGUUGCUAGAAAUCGGGGUGUCGAUGUGAUAACUAAUGAGGUCUCCAAUCGAGCCACACCUACUCUUGUCGGCUUCGGCCCCAAGUCCCGCUAUCUAGGCGAGGCUGCCAAAACGCAAGAAAUCUCAAAUCUCAAGAACACUGUCUCCUCUCUCAAACGGCUCGCUGGCCGGUCCAUUAAUGACCCAGAUGUACAGAUUGAGCGCGAGUUUGUCUCUGCCCCACUGGUCGAUCUCAAAGGCCAAGUUGGGGCGGAAGUCAUGUACAUGGGUGAAAAGCAGCAAUUCACAGCCACACAGCUGUGUUCGAUGUUCCUCAGCAAAGUCAAGGCUACAGCGUCCGCCGAGCUAAAAUUACCCGUCAGCGAUAUCGUCAUAAGUGUACCACCUUGGUUUACGGAUGUGCAGCGAAGAAGUAUAAUGGAUGCGGCAGAGAUCUCUGGAUUAAAACUUUUACGCUUGAUCAAUGAUACUACCGCCACUGCGUUGGGUUACGGAAUUCCAAAACUUGACCUGCCAACAGGUGAAGAAAAGCCGAAGCGAGUCGCCUUCGUCGACAUUGGUCACAGCACUUAUUCCUGCUCAAUAGUUGAGUUCAAGAAGGGAGAGUUAGCUGUCAAGAGUACUGCGUUCGACAGGCAUUUUGGCGGUAGAGAUUUUGAUAAGGCUCUCGUCCGACACUUUGCCAAAGAGUGGAAGGAGAAGUACAAGAUUGACGUCUUAUCAAACCCUAAAGCAGUCGUGCGCGUCACAACGGCUGCGGAAAAGCUCAAGAAGAUUUUGUCCGCCAAUGCGCAAGCUCCUAUGAACAUUGAAUCGCUAAUGAAUGACGUCGAUGUCUCUGGUAUACUGAAGCGGUCAGAGCUAGAAGAGCUUGUCAAACCUUUGCUUGACCGUGCUACUGGCCCCCUGGAACAAGCAUUAGCAGACGCAAAGUUGAAAGUCGACGAUAUUGAUUCAAUCGAGAUCGUCGGAGGAUGUACUCGAGUACCUGCCCUAAAGGAGCGCAUCAGCAAGUUUUUUGGCAAGCCUCUUUCUGCAACCUUGAACCAAGACGAAGCUGUAGCGCGUGGAUGUGCCUUCAGCUGUGCUAUCCUCUCCCCUGUCUUCCGCGUUCGCGAUUUUUCUGUCCAUGACAUCGUCAACUAUCCUAUCGAAUUUCAAUGGGAACAGUCACCAGAUAUACCCGAUGAAGAUACGAGCCUUACCGUUUUCAACAAAGGCAAUGUCAUGCCAUCAACGAAGAUCCUUACAUUCUAUCGGAAACAACCCUUCAACCUCGAGGCAAGAUAUGCCAAACCUGAGCAGCUCCCCGGCAAAACAAAUCCCUGGAUAGGGCGCUUCUCUGUCAAAAACGUUAAGGCUAAUGGUGAUGAUGAUUUCAUGAUUUGCAAGCUAAAAGCGCGGCUGAACCUCCACGGAGUGCUGAAUGUCGAGCAAGGCUAUUGGGUUGAGGAUGUUGAGAUAGAAGAACCUUUACCAGAAGAGAAAGAUGCCAAGAAAGAGGAAGCCGAUAAAAAGGAAGAAAAGAAAGACGGCGAUGUAAGUAACCCCGGCGAAUCUUAUAAUUCGAGAGACCAAUUUGUUCCCAAGACGACCUCCAAGGUCAAAAAUUUCGCCAAAAACAUAUUCGGCCACAAAUCGAAAGAGAGUUCACCGCUAACGGAUUCUCAGGCCAUGGAUACCUCUACAGAGGCCAACGGCAGUGCCGAACCCCCUAAGCCCAAAACCCGCAAGAUUAAGAAGCAACAGAAGAAAGGGGAACUGCCUGUAUCUGCUGGAACGUCCUCCCUGGACCAACAGACCAAAGACGCAGCCGCCGAGAAAGAAGGAGCCAUGUUUAUGGAAGAUAAACUUGUCGCUGACACAGAAGAUAAGAAAAACGAGCUAGAGUCAUUCAUCUAUGAGAUGCGUGGUAAGAUUGACGAUGUGUACUCCGAGUUCGCUUCCGAAGACGAAAAGACAAAACUCAAGGAAAAGCUCGAGGCGUCUGAAGACUGGCUCUAUGACGAAGGCGACGAUGCAAGCAAGAACGUCUACCAGGCAAAGAUCGACGAGAUCAAAUUCAUCGCGGGUCCGAUCGUAGGCAGGUAUCAAGAUAAGGUCGAGGAGGAACGGCAAGCUGUGCAGAAAGCGGAAGAGGAGAAAGCGGCCAAAAAGCGAGCGGAGCUGGAGGCAAGGAAGAAAGCCGAGGAAGAAGCAGCGGCCAAGAAGAAGAAAGAAGAAGCUGCUGUUAAAGGAGAGGAUGUCAAGGAUGAAGAGAUGAAGGAGGCCCCCGCCGAUGCUGGCGAGGGGGUGAAGGCUGACGGGGUAGAGGAGCCGGGGGACCAGGAGAUGAAGGGUUGA
Bacidia gigantensis is the source of this 2391-nucleotide messenger RNA. RefSeq names its product Heat shock protein hsp88 (gene HSP88). The transcript is spliced from 3 exons. Bases 1 to 2391 code for a protein of 796 amino acids. Gene Ontology annotation, biological process: protein folding. Lineage: Eukaryota; Fungi; Ascomycota; Lecanoromycetes; Lecanorales; Ramalinaceae. Gene Ontology annotation, cellular component: cytosol; nucleus. The record is from RefSeq and is a predicted model, not a curated record. Gene Ontology annotation, molecular function: ATP-dependent protein folding chaperone; ATP binding.